GCGAGAUUCCGCGGUCUCCGGAGGCUUUAUCUCAAGGGCUGCUUGCCCGCCCGGCGGGCAGUGCUUCCUGGUAGGUCCUGGAGACCUUCUCUGUCGCCGCAGCUCUCACCAUGGCUUGGGUCCAGACUGCGCCACAGCAUCUCGGGAAACGUGGGCCCUCGGAACCUUUUUAGUGCCGGAUUGCGGGCCACAGGCAGCCCCACAGCAGCAGGAUAACAGAACCUCUGGAUGGACUCUUCCUGGGAAGCUUUGCUAAUUUGCAGCAGCUGGACCAUGUUCCUCAUUAACAUCUGUCUGUCAGCUUAGUCGUCACAUCAUUUCACCGUGGUGGCAGGGACUCAGCUCGGAAUUCUAUAUAGAAAAAGCAACUGGAUCCCAGUCUUUCAAUGGCUUCAAGACAACCAGAAGUGCCUGCUCUUGAGGCUAGUGGGCCUCUAGGCAAGAUGUCCCUGCCCAUCGGGAUAUACCGCCGGGCACUCAGCUAUGAUGAUACCCUCGAGGACCCUGCACCCAUGACUCCUCCUCCAUCGGACAUGGGCAGUGUCCCCUGGAAGCCAGUGAUUCCAGAGCGCAAGUAUCAGCACCUCGCCAAGGUGGAGGAAGGAGAGGCCAGUCUACCCUCCCCUGCCGUGACGCUGUCAUCAGCCACUGACAGUGUGGACAAGGUCCCAGUGGUGAAGGCUAAGGCUACCCAUGUCAUCAUGAAUUCUCUGAUCACAAAACAGACCCAGGAAAGCAUUCAGCAUUUUGGGCGACAGGCAGGGCUGAGAGAUGCUGGCUACACACCCCACAAGGGCCUCACCACUGAGGAGACCAAGUACCUUCGAGUGGCAGAAGCACUCCACAAACUAAAGCUACAGAGUGGAGAGCUAACAAAAGAAGAGAGGCAGCCUGCAUCAGCCCAGUCCACCCCCAGCACCAGUCCUCACUCUUCACCUAAGCAGAGACCAAGGGGCUGGUUCACUUCUGGUUCUUCGACAGCCUUACCUGCCCCAAAUCCUAGCACCAUGGACUCUGGAAGUGGGGAUAAGGACAGAAACUUGUCAGAUAAGUGGAGUCUCUUUGGACCGAGAUCCCUUCAGAAGUAUGAUUCUGGAAGUUUUGCCACCCAGGCCUACCGAGGAGCCCAGAAGCCCUCUCCAAUGGAACUGAUCCGUGCCCAGACUAACCGAAUGGCUGAAGAUCCAGCAGCCUUGAAGCCACCCAAGAUGGACAUCCCAGUGAUGGAAGGGAAGAAACAGCCACCACGGGCCCAUAAUCUCAAACCUCGUGACUUGAAUGUGCUCACACCCACUGGCUUCUAGAGACCUUUCUCUCCAGGGAUUCUGGUGAAGAGGGUUUCUUGCACGCCACUCCCCUUUUACCUUGAUUCUGACAUAGGAAAGAUAUAUUUAAAAACUGUCAAUCAGCUAGGCGCAGUGGCUCACACCUGUUAUCCCAGCACUUUGAGUGGCCAAGAUAAGUAGAUCACCUGAGGUCAGGAGUUCAAGACCAGCGUGGCCAACACGGUGAAACCCCGUCUCUACUGAAAAAACUAGCUGGGCGUGAUGGUGUGCGCCUGUAGUCCCAGCUACUCGGGAGGCUGAGACACAAGAAUUGCUUGAACCCUAGGAGGUGGAGGUUGCAGUGAGCCAAGAUUAUGCCAUUGCACUCCAGCCUGGGCGACAGAGUGAGAUUCCAUCUCAAAAAAAUAAAAAUAAAAAAUAAAGUAAAAAACCUGUUAAACUGAGGCUAGAGCUGGAGACAUAAUUGGUUUUUGAGAAACUAGUACAAAGCUUGCCCUUGUAUGGAAGAAGCCAUUUUGUAUUGCUUUAAAGUUAGACGAAAUAUUCUCAGCAGUGGUCAAUGGGGACCUCAUUACCCGUUUUUUCAUCAUUUACCCUAGGUAAGAACUUUGAUCACUGCUUACUAGGUAAAGAAUGUAUGUGCUGUUCCAAAGCCCAGGCUUCUUGAUUCCUUUAUCACUAUCCAUGUGAGCAUUGACAAAUCAUAGCGUAGAGUUGCUCACUGAUUCGCUAAGAUGACUCUGGCCCUGUUGAUGGCUGAUGCUGUGCUCCAGUCUUACCAGUUAGGGGACUCAAGAUUUGUUUGGGACCUGGGUACAGGUAAAAGCCAGACUUGGCAGGGAUCCUUCUUUCUAGGCUGAACCUUGAGUCCCCCUGCUUAAUGGAUCACUAUCCUGCAGCCAGUUUUUCAUGUGGGCCCUUUUAGGCACACCUGCGGGAGGUGUGCUCCUCUGUCUAUGCCAUAGGACAAACACCAGUCUACCAGAGCCUUUCUUGCACUUUAAAGUGAGAUUAAUUUAACUCCAAUUUGGUUAAAAACUUGCUAAGAGAGAAAGUUCAGUCUACUGAUUUGGUAUAGGUAAAUGGACAUUAAACUUUUUUAAAGUAAAGGAUAUGGUGGGUACAGUUAGAUUAUAUUCUUGAGGUUCAUGUGAAGCCAGUGGUGUUACCUUAUUUAUUUUGAUUUCCUUGUUCAGGUCAGGGACUGGAAUGUCUUUCGGGGGAGGUGAAUGAAUUCAAAAUUUUCUGUAUGGAAGCAUUUUUCACCAAAAUGAGCCUCAUCUCUUUAUGCAACACAUAACCUUACUGAGGGAGGGAAACAGUGAAACCACCUUUUAAUUCCUCCUCACUGUGUACAAGUUCAGUCAUUGUCUUGAAAACUGUCUCAAAGCCCCGUGUUUUGUUUGGAUAGUACCUUGUCUGUAUAAGAAGCUGACCUUUCCAUAGAGGCCCUAGAGUCUAAUUUAUUUGUGUCUUCUAGUAUGAUCUCGUUGUGACAAUAAAAACCCUUACUACUUUCUCAAA
Molecule: messenger RNA, 2810 nt
Organism: Cebus imitator (Panamanian white-faced capuchin)
Lineage: Eukaryota; Metazoa; Chordata; Mammalia; Primates; Cebidae
Product: KIAA1191 ortholog
Exons: 9
Coding region: 387-1304 (305 amino acids)
Cellular component (GO): cytoplasm
Source: RefSeq, a predicted model, not a curated record